Messenger RNA from Aplosporella prunicola CBS 121167, 1168 nucleotides. RefSeq lists its product as uncharacterized. Lineage: Eukaryota; Fungi; Ascomycota; Dothideomycetes; Botryosphaeriales; Aplosporellaceae. The coding region runs from base 47 to 1168 and encodes 373 amino acids. The transcript has 3 exons. The record is from RefSeq and is a predicted model, not a curated record.
ACAAACACCAAUACCAUACCAUACCAACCAACCACACCACGACCCAAUGCCACCACCCAAACGCCACGACCCCAGCACCAUCGGCGCGCAAUCGCCCUUCGACCCAGACGCGUUCCUGGCAACGUGGAGCGCAGCCAGCUCGCUCCCGCUGCAAAACAACGACCUCCGCACCGCCAUCAUCCGCGCCUUCGACCUCCCGCCUACCGACGACUACGUCUACCACGCUGUCGCGAGCGUCACGCUCGCGCAGGUGCAGCAUGCGCUUGGCUUUGGGGGAAAGCAUGGGCUGCAUGGCUGGUAUGUCGCCCCGCUGUUGCUGCCGCCGCCGCCGCCCGCAGAUGUAGAGGCUUAUACGGCUGUUUUUGCGGCUGGGAACGCGACGCUGUCGGCUUUGAGGGCGUUGGGUGCGAAUGCGAAAAAGGGCUCGUUGAGGAAGGAGGUUGCGGCACAUUUGACGGAGCGGCUCUUUCUUGCUGCGCCGGAGGCAACCCUCACGCUCCCCAACAAGAAAAAAAACCCCUUCCCAAACCCCUACCACGACAUCUGGGCGUGGUCGUGCCGGGCGCUCGAAUGGGCCGGCCCGGUGCCCAGCACCGCACACACCAAGAUCUCGCACCACGUGCUGCCGGUGCUGUACCACCACUUCGGGUGCAUCGUGCCGUCCUGGGACGCGAUUUCGCUGCUGCAGCAACUCGCCGCGCACGCGCCACCCCGGCCCAAGCCCAAAGCCUGGCAGCGCGAGAUCCUGGACCUCGGCUCCGGGAACGGGUACUGGAGCUUCUUGCUGCGCAGGGCCGGGCUGCGCGUCACGCCCGUCGACAGCGGCGUUAGCGAGUGGCGCACCAUGUGGGUCGGGGACACGGUGCGCGCGGAUGGGGUGGGUUUCUUGAAGGAGCGGGAAGGUGCGAGGGAGGCGGUGCUGUUGUUGGUGUAUCCGCAGGUUGGGGCUCGCUUUACCGAGAGCGUGCUCCGUGCUUAUAAGGGGGAUUAUGUCGUUGUUGCUGGUACCCAGAAUGCCAAUGGCUACACGGGGUUUAGCGAGGAGACGGUGGCGAGUUGGAUGCGCAGGGAGAUGCCGGACUUUGUGCCGUGUGCGCAGGUGCCGUUGCCGAGCUUUGCGGGCAAGGACGAGGCGCUUUUUGUGUUUGUUAGGAGGGGGGAGGAGUAG